AUGUGCACUCUGGAGAAUGAGUUUCGCCGCCUUUCGAGAGCUUCCUUACUGCUUCCACUGAAUUCAGCGACAUCCUGUAGUCCUAUAUCUGACAAUCACGGCUCCUUGAAGCAGGAUACGCCUCCCGAAUCGUCUUGCAAGCCAGAUUUCGACGUGUCUGCACUGAUGCGGGCCAAACAAACAGCGUUUUUAUUGCCCACACUUGAUAUUCUUGAACAACUCUCGCAAUUGACUCUGGCGGUGCCAGCGGAAACGCAUCACGAAUCCUGGUUUCAACACACUUUCACUACGGUAACUUACUAA
Molecule: messenger RNA, 303 nt
Organism: Protopolystoma xenopodis
Lineage: Eukaryota; Metazoa; Platyhelminthes; Monogenea; Polystomatidea; Polystomatidae
Source: the annotation of a GenBank genome assembly